Molecule: messenger RNA, 3696 nt
Organism: Aureobasidium subglaciale EXF-2481
Lineage: Eukaryota; Fungi; Ascomycota; Dothideomycetes; Dothideales; Saccotheciaceae
Exons: 1
Coding region: 1-3696 (1231 amino acids)
Biological process (GO): transcription-coupled nucleotide-excision repair
Cellular component (GO): nucleus
Molecular function (GO): ATP-dependent chromatin remodeler activity; ATP binding
Source: RefSeq, a predicted model, not a curated record
AUGGAUCCCUCAGCCAGCAACUCCGAGCAUGCCGAGAAGCCCUACGACGAAGACGCCGACGAAGCCACCCGUAUCGCCUCCCUCGCAGCCGGCAUCCGCGACCAAGACGAUCUAGAACGAGACAUUGGCCGUCAAGCCGACGCCCUCCUCGUCGAGCAAGCAGACGAGCGCGACAACAAACGUCUCGAACGCACUCUCGCCGACAAAGCCCGUCUCGAUGGCCAGAUUCACCGACUAGAGAAGAAGUUGACCGAGUUCGGCAAUCAAGCGACCAAGAACAAGUACCGUGCUGAGAUUGCGAAUUACAAGGUCCAGGUUGGAGGGUUGCAGACGGACCUUGAUCAGAUCCAGAAGAGAAUCGACGACCGCAAGAAUGAAGCUGCUACGGCUGGUGACACGCUGUUGGGAGAGGCUGGAAAUCAAAAGUUGCCUGGUGAGAGCCAGAGAGACUUUUUGAUCAGGACGGGAAAGAUUACGCCAUUCUCCAAGAUGGGCAGGCAGCUACUCAGGACAUCGUCAAGUCUUGCCGAAGUCAUGUUCCAUGCUGAAGAGGAAGAGGAUGAAGAUGUGGCAGAGCAAGAAGUUCAAGCAGAUGCCCAACGUUCACAUCGCAAUCUGAGGAUGCCUGGUUUCGCCGAGGAGGAACAGAGUGCGCCCGAAGAGGAUGACUUUCCAGAGGAGAGACCCAGCAAGAGACGAAGGGUACAAUCAAAAGGCAAGAGCACAGCAAAAGAGGACGAAGACGUGGAUUUGGAGUCUGCUCAAGAAGAGGAAGAGGAUGAAUACAUACCAGACCUGGACGACAAGGGGCUCGCUGCUGUGGGAGAGUCGAACGACGAGGAAGAGCCAGAAGAUGAGGAUGUGGAUGGUGAUUUCUCCUUGGGAACUUCUGGUACAAGGAAACGAAAGAGCGGCGCAAAGAAGAUCACCAAGAAAGAGCAGCAAGCAGCUCAGGCUCAGGAAGAUCUUGCCGGCAUCGAUGAUGGCAACGAGAAGGUAUAUCAAGAUCGACUACAAAGCUGGAUCAGAAGACGAAGCGCUGCACGCCGGAAACAUCAAGUAACAGCAAAGCCUGGACGAGAAGGGGCCGAAGUCGACUUGGAUCAGGAUGACGAUAAAGAAAAUCCGACCAGAGAUGGAGAAGAAGAAUGGCACCUACCACAUCCAACACAGACAGAUGCCGAGUUCGAAGGCGGCUACCGGAUACCGGGCGACAUCUACCCUUCACUCUUCGACUAUCAGAAAACUGGUGUGCAAUGGCUCUGGGAACUCUACUCGCAACAAGUUGGUGGCAUCAUCGGAGACGAGAUGGGUCUUGGCAAGACUAUCCAGAUCAUCUCCUUUAUUGCCGGUUUGCACUACUCGAAGAAGGUUACCAAGCCUAUUCUGAUCGUGUGCCCUGCAACUGUUAUGAAACAGUGGGUGAAUGAGUUCCAUCGUUGGUGGCCACCGUUACGAGUGUCUAUUCUGCACACUUCCGGAAGCGGUAUGCUGGACGUGAGACGCGAAGACAGGCUCGAGGAUGAUCUGGACAACUUCGACUUUGAUGGCAACAUAGUCAAGCCUGCGAAGGGCAACAAGUCUGCCAAGCGGAUCGUGGACAGAGUACAACGCGAUGGCCAUGUUCUGGUCACGACAUACUCCGGUCUGCAGACCUAUGCGGAGCAGCUCAUCCCCAUGGAGUGGGAGUACUGUGUGCUGGAUGAAGGUCACAAGAUCAGAAAUCCAAACACAGCAAUCACAAUCUACAGCAAGGAGAUUCGCACACACAACCGCAUCAUUCUCUCCGGUACACCCAUGCAAAACAACCUGACCGAACUCUGGUCUCUUUUUGAUUUCGUCUUCCCAAUGAGACUCGGUACUCUUGUCAGCUUUAAACAACAAUUCGAAACUCCCAUCAAGCAAGGCGGUUAUGCGAAUGCAUCUAAUUUGCAAGUCGAAACUGCCAUGAAGUGCGCAGAAACUCUCAAAGACACAAUCAGUCCAUACCUUCUCCAACGAUUUAAGGUGGAUGUGGCAUCUGAUCUGCCCAAGAAGAGCGAGCGAGUCUUGUUCUGUAAGCUUACCAAGCCUCAACGUGACGCCUACGAGUUUUUCCUGCAAUCGGGUGACAUGACGGCCAUCUUGAAUGGUAAGCGACAAGCACUCUUCGGUAUCGACAUCCUUCGCAAAAUCUGCAAUCACCCUGAUUUGACCGAACACAAGACUUUAUCGCUGAAGGCAGACUACAAUUAUGGCAAUGCAAACAAGUCUGGAAAAAUGCAAGUCGUCAAGGCACUUCUCGAGAUUUGGAAGAAGAAUGGUCACAAGACAUUGCUGUUUGCUCAACACCGCAUCAUGCUUGAUAUUCUCGAAAGAUUCAUCAGAGAAAUGGGAGGCAUCAACUAUCUCCGCAUGGAUGGCAACACGUCCAUCAAAGACAGACAAACUCUCGUUGACAAGUUCAACAAGAAUUCGGACUUGCAUGUCUUUCUGCUUACUACGAAAGUCGGAGGCUUGGGUGUGAAUCUCACAGGCGCAGAUCGAGUCAUCAUCUAUGAUCCUGACUGGAACCCGUCCACUGAUAUUCAAGCUCGAGAGCGCGCCUGGCGAUUAGGUCAGAAACGUGAGGUUGAGAUAUAUCGCCUCAUGACUGCUGGAACCAUUGAAGAGAAAAUCUACCACAGGCAAAUCUUCAAGCAGUUCUUGACCAACAAAAUUUUGAGAGAUCCGAAACAGAGACAGACGUUUCAACUUAGGGAUUUACACGAUCUAUUCACGUUGGGAGAGGUCACUGCCGAUGGUCAGACGGAAACAGGCAGUAUCUUCAAAGGCACAGAAGUACAACUCUCAGGCCCAAAAGCCGGAGAAACAGAUACGCAGAAUGCAAAGCAGGAAGUCGAAGCGACCACAGCAGCCGAAAAAGCAGCAAAAGCAAAAGAAAUGUCCUCCAUCAUCGGCAUCUCCCACACCGAAGACUUUGCGACCGGCGAAGAAGAAACCAAACAAAACGACGACGACCCCGAAAACCCUUCCUCGGCAAAAGAUGAAAGAAUGCUCGGUGCUAUUUUCGCCCGGUCUGGUGUCACCUCUGCACUCUCCCACGACGACAUAAUCGGUGGCAACUCGUCCAAGAAAAUCACCGCGGAUCCAGAGAUUAUAGCAAAGGAAGCCAAAAGAGUUGCCGCCAUUGCUGCUGCCGAGCUCAGAAAAGCUGGGGAGAUUGCAAGACAAUUGCCAGCAGGGAGUGUGAGUUGGACAGGUACCUUCGGGACUGCUGGACGUCCUGAAGCUCCACCUCGCCGUGGUGGGUUUGCAACUUCAAGAGGUAGAGGAGGGAGUAGUCGAGGAGGGCCUAGCAGUACAUCUGUACUCUCCCAUCUCAGUGCACGUCAAGGCAUUACACCUUCUCGACUCAAUCCCUCCACCACACCCUCAUCCUCCACCUCCCGUGCCGCUACACCCUCAUCCUCUGCAGCGUUAGCAACACCUCAACCCAAGGGCAAAGAAUUCCUCACUUUGAUUAGAGAUUACCUUGUCGCUCAUGGAGGAAAAGUGUAUACUCAAAAUUUGAUUGAUCAUUUCAAUAGGUAUUGUGGGAGUGGACAGAGGACUGCAGAGUUCAAGGAGAUGUUGAAGGUUAUUGCGGUUUUGGAGAAAGGGUCGAGGGGUAGGGGGAAAUGGGUGCUUAGGGAGGAGUAUAGGAAAGGUGUUUGA